Molecule: messenger RNA, 1536 nt
Organism: Paraphaeosphaeria sporulosa
Lineage: Eukaryota; Fungi; Ascomycota; Dothideomycetes; Pleosporales; Didymosphaeriaceae
Exons: 4
Coding region: 1-1536 (511 amino acids)
Biological process (GO): positive regulation of transcription by RNA polymerase II
Cellular component (GO): nucleus
Molecular function (GO): DNA-binding transcription factor activity, RNA polymerase II-specific; zinc ion binding; transcription cis-regulatory region binding
Source: RefSeq, a predicted model, not a curated record
AUGCUACACAGAGAGAAACUACGCACUAAAACGGGAUGUUUAACUUGUAAGAAUCGCAGGAAAAAAUGCGAUGAGAAGACUCCUGCAUGCAAGCGAUGCUUACAGUCAAACCGAAAUUGUCUCUGGCCCACUUCGGAAGAACUCUUGGAUCGCCGCUUUGCAAGUCACCAGAGAUCUCGGUAUGCUCUAGGCAUGGCAUCGGAGGAUCAAGACAUCCUAGCAAAGGCCUUCGUGGGAUCAUCCCUAGUCUGCCGGCUUUCUCGACCUGUUGUGCUUGGAGCAAUAUCAGAGAGUUUGGAAGGGUUCCUGGUACGACAUUUCGUCCAGAAGUACUAUCGCUCGCUGGUUCUACCGAACUGCCAUCCAAGAUUUGCCAAUGACUGGAUCUCAGAGAUGCAGCGACUCAUGCGAGAUUGGAAAAGUGUCCGGUACUCAGUGCUUUGCAAUGCUGCUUCGAAUGUCCACUUGAUCGAGUCGAAUGGUCAGAUGCAGGAACUUGCGUUGACCUACUACUCACAAGCGUUAAGAGGACUGUCAGACUACCUCAGCCGCGCGGAGCUGUUGGCCAAUUGUAACAGCAUCUUGAUAUCGAUGAUGCUGUUGUGCCUCCACGGGUGCAUAAGACGAGGAACAUACUUUGACAUUCCCCGACACCUAACCGCGGCAACACGCGUACUCUCUGUACGACUCUCCAAGCAACAUCGUGUCAUUACAAACCCAUUCGACAGAUUUUCCCUCGAAUGCGUGCUCUACCAGAUCUUCCUCACUUCUACAGGCUUGUGGUCGGACGACGAGGUGAACCACCGCCUGGACUUUCAUCCCGAUCUAGACUUCUGGCUUCGAGCGGAGCGCCUGCUUCACCAAUCGAAUGUCUUCCCGGAUCAGAGCACCAGCACGAACAGUCCUGCACUCGGCCUACCAGUCCGCCUGCUCAGGCUGGCUCUCACGGUAAAACAGAUGUAUCAGCGCGCUGUGUCGUACGACGCGGCCACACUCAAUGACAUACGCAGUGAGAUGAUACUCUGGGAAGAUUUGGUGCUCCGUGACCAAGCUCCAUUUCCGCUGUCCGCCACCUCGCCACAGAACUCCCCGUACUCGAACGCAAGCCACCUGUACAUUCUCGUCAUGUCGCUGCUGUCAAACCAACUUUCACUCGGCAGCACAGCCGAUCCGCCGACCGUACCGCUCCCCGCCGACCCAGAAAGCUGGCAAAUCCAAGAGGCGACGCGGAUCCUCCGCGUCCACGCCAAUGACCCUGCAUGGGCGUCCAGCUUCAUUGGCACCUGGCCUGUGUACACGCUUGGCUUCUUCCUUGUGCGGGUUGAGCAUGUGCAGCUUGUACGCAGGGAUCUGAGGCGCAGAUGGGAAGUGACGGGGUUCAACCAGGUCGCGAGGUUCUGCAACGAUGUGGAGAGGACGUGGGGUGAGAGAGGGAUGCUGGGUAAAGACGGGCUGGGGAGGGUGGGAAUGUGUUGGAGGGGGACGUAUCAUAAGGCUGGGGGAAAGGGGAGGGGUGAGGGCGCUGGCCCGCGGUAG